AUGGUGACCCGACCCGAGAUAUACGCCGACACUAUUGAGGACCUAUUGGAUGACAGGUAUGAGGUAUACACCGAUGACUUCAAAUACGACGAGUGGAGGGGACCGAAGUUUCUGAGUCCGCAAAAAUUGCGUACAUUUUUCAGUAACAAAGUGUUGAUUCUGGACCAGAUGUCGAUGGAUGUAAUCGAGCCAUACUAUCCCAGAUUUAUGGCCAUACAUGUGGGUCAACAGUACCUGUCAGUCCUUAUAACACCCCUAUGUGUUGGACCCACCUUUGAGUUUAUUAAUCAGUCUAAUGUUAUUGCUCAGCACGGAUACAAUGAUAUAUACCUCAAUGACACGCAAUCGCUAUUCGUAUUCAUGAUCUAUAACCUCAAUGAGACCAUGACCAAGGUCGGUCCAUUUGGAGCUCCGACCUUUACCUGA
Molecule: messenger RNA, 426 nt
Organism: Oppiella nova
Lineage: Eukaryota; Metazoa; Arthropoda; Arachnida; Sarcoptiformes; Oppiidae
Source: the annotation of a GenBank genome assembly